AUGUCAACUAGUCUUAAUAUGAUCAAUGAUAAUUUAACUUCAUUCAUUAAAUUUAUUCAAAUUGUACAAGAUCAAACAAUUAAAAAUUCAAAUGGAAAUCUGUCUAGUGAUUUUUCAUGGUUGUCUCAUGCUAAAACAUUAUUUUAUGAUCAUUUUGAAAAAUGUUUAUUUAUGAAACAUAAUGAAACAAAAAAAAUAUUCGACACAAGCGUUUGCAAAAGAAUUAUCAAAAUAAAUAAUAUUGAUCAUUACAUUGAUAUCGAAAAUGAUGGUGUUGUAACAAUUCAUCAUCCUAUUGGACCGAGUUUUGUGUCAAUAAUAACAACGAAACAAAAACUUUAUUAUAAUAAUUUAGGCACAAGACUUGAUUGUACCGCUAUUGGUACUCCAUCACCAGUGUUAACUUGGUUUCGGACGAACGGUAGUGAUGAUCGACCGUCAACAUUUGUCCAAUCUUCUGAACUCAUUGAUGUCUAUGAAAAUGGUAGUUUAUUCAUUCGACCAUUUCGAGAUUAUUCAAAAUCUAUACAUGCUGGUAAAUACAUUUGUCGAGCAGAAAAUCCAGCCGGUAGUAUACAAACAACACCAGUUCAACUUAAACCACAAAUCUAUGAUACAUAUGAAAUUGAAGUUAAAUAUACAUAUGGAUAUAAACAAUCAUCAGCUAUUUUAUCAUGUGAAAUAUCACCACCAUCAGCUAGUUCUUAUGUACAUGUAAUAGGUUGGUUAGAAAAAGUAAAUAAUCAAAUCAUUCAACUUGAUUUACGUAAGUGGCCAAAAACAAAAUAUAACUUAUUAUCAAAUAAAAAUUUAAUUAUACAUAAUAUAACAGAUUCAGAUGAUAAUCGAACUUAUGCUUGUAUUGCUAAUAAUGAAAUUGAUAAUGAUACAAGAUAUAGUCGAUUUAAAUCAUUACGUGUUCGAGAUCGUUCGCCAUUUGGACCGGAAUUAUCAAUACCAAAUAAUACAGAAUAUCGAGCCCAAGCUGGUGAUCUUAUUGAAUUACCUUGUGGUAUAUCAUCUAUAUCAACACAUGCACGGAUAUCUUGGUGGAAAAAUGGCAUAGAAAUUGACAAUAUUUCGGAAAAACUUUAUAAUAAUUCUUUAAUUCUUCAACUUUCACAUACAUCUUUAAAUGAAUCAGGCAAUUAUGCAUGUCGUAUUGAUGAUGAAUCAAGUGGACGUAUGAUAUCUUCUAUGUUGUUGAGAGUUAAUGUUCCAGUUCAAUGUAAAAUGUCUGUUCAAGAAGCCAAUUUUAAUGCUGGAUCAAAAGCUGAGUUAAUUUGUACAAAUAACUUAAUAAAGUCGAAUGCUAUUCAAUGGCAAUGGUUUCAUAAUUCUAAUCGAAUAUCAGCAAACAAUGACCGAUAUUUAAUACAUAAUCUAACACGAGAACAUAUGGGAAUGUAUCAAUGUUGUUACAUCAUAAGUUCUUCAGAUUUAAAUGCUUGUUGUGCACAAACUCAACUUCGUGUCAUCAAUUCACCGCCUUUUAUCCUUUCCGAUCAACAGACAAAUUCAAAUAUUAUUAUAAUUUCAUCAAAAGAUAUUUCACGUGUUUCAAUUGAUCUUAAUUUAACUAUUUAUGCUGAUCCAAUACCAAUUAUAGAUUUAUAUAAAGACGGUCAACAAUUAAUAUCAAAUAAUCAAAUUGAUUAUUUACCAUCAGGAGAUAUAUUUACUCAUUAUCGUAUUAUUAUAUCGAAUCUAAAUGAUACAGGCCUAUAUGAAUAUCGAAUGAAGAAUCCUUUUGGAUCAAUUUCAUUUUCUAAACAUAUAAAUAUCGAAGGAGAAAAACCAUUUAUUAAACCGAUAUCAAAUUUAACUAUUGUAACUGGUAAAAAAUUUACACUUGCUUGUUAUGCCUCUGGUCAACCAAAUCUUGAAUUGAAAUGGAUCGAUGAUAGAACAAAACAAAUAAUUAAUACAUCAUUAACAUCACCUAUUCUAUUAACAUCAAUAAAUACACAAUCAAAUAUGUAUAUGUGUCAAGCAAAAAACCUCUAUGGUGAUAAUUUCAUAAAAGUUUAUGUUAAAAUACAAAUUCCAUCGAAAAUUUUAUCACUGACAUCAAAUAAAAUUGUAAAAAUAAAUGAAACAUUAAAUAUUUACUGUUUAGCUGAAGGUGAUAAUCAAUUUGAAUUAAAAUUAAAAAAUCCUUUAUCAAAAAAAUUAAAUAUAUUUGAAACAAAUUAUAAUUAUAAAAGAAAUUUAUCAUUAACUAUAGAAAAUAUUCAAAUGUCUGAUAGUGGUUUAUAUGAAUGUUAUGCAAAAAAUAAUUAUUCAGAAGAUCGUUCAACAUUUGAAAUAAUUGUACAAAAUGUACCAAAUAAAAUAGAAAAUAUUUUUAUUGAUAAUUCAAAUCAAAUUAUUUGGAAUAAACCAUUUGAUGGAAAUGCAAACAUUUUAAAAUAUAUUCUUCAUAUUCGAUAUAAACAAGGAACAUCUUGGUCAAAUGAAACGAUAAUUACAAUUAAUGAUAGUAAUAUAACAAGUUAUUCAUUUGAAAACCUUUAUUAUAAGUGUAUGAUAUCAAUAACAAUUGAAGCAAUUAAUAUAAUUGGUUCAUCAUUAUCUAGUAAUCUUCAGUUUCAAACAAAUAUCAAACAGCUACUUAUUGCUCCUUAUAAUCUUACUGCAAUCAAUAUCUCAUCAAAAAGUGUAAUGUUAACAUGGCAGUAUCCAUCAUUUCAAUUAUGUCAUGAUUCACUUAUUGAAUAUGUGAUCGAAAUAAUUGAUGAAUAUAAUCAAAGCAUUAUUCAAACUUAUAAACAUGAUUCAACAGUAUUUACUAUUAAUAAUUUAAAAAGCUUUACUCAAUAUACAUUUCUUAUUUAUGCAAUAAAUGAAUUAGGAGCUAGUCCUAAAUCAAAACCAUUCACUAUACAAACAUUAGAAAGUGCUCCUCUUGCUAUAAUAACAGAUUUAACAGCAACAUUAUUAAAUACUUCAUCUAUUCAUGUUACAUGGAUAUUUGAAAAUCAUGAUUUUCAACUUCUUAAUGGAAAAUUUCGAGCAUUUGCAGUUACUAUUUAUGAAAAUUUCAAUAUGUCAACAUUAAGAACAAUUGAAACAAUAAAUUCAACUCUUACACUUAAUAAUCUUCAUUUGUCAACAGAAUAUUAUAUAUCAGUUACGAUUUGUAAUUCUUUUGAUUGUGGUCCAUCAUCAUUAGCUAUCAAUAUUGAAACACCAUUAUCAAAUUUCGAUAUGCCGAUCACUAUUUCACAUCCAAUAAACAAGCCACUUUUACUCGAUUGUCCAUUAACAAAUUCUUGGCUACAUAAAGAAAAAUCAAUUUAUCAAUAUAUCUUAAAUAAUAAUUCUCUUUAUAUUCCUCAUUCAAAACUAGCCGAAAUCACUGGUCAAUAUCAAUGUGGAUCACAACAAUACAAUAUUCAAUUAUAUGAUAAACCAUCACGUAUUGAAGCAAAAAUUCAUUAUGCAACAUCAAAUGAAAUCGGUAUAAAAUUAACUUACCCAUCAGAUAUAAUUGAAAGUUUAAUAAUAACAUAUAAAACAAAACAAUAUCCAAUUAAUAAUGAAAUUCAUAUAUCUCCGCCAUUAUUAAAUGUUCGUUUAAGAAAUCUUUCUUGUGGAAAUAUAUACGAUAUAAUGAUCUAUGCAAAAAAUCAAGUUGGAUUUAGUUUAAAUGAAUACUUAAUUGGAAAAACUGAUGGUUCAGCUCCUUUAUUAAUUCAAUCAAAAGAUUUAAUUGAAACUAUAUCAAAUAAUUUUAUAAUUCUUAAUAUGUCGAAUUGGAUAAUAAAUCAAUGUUUAAUAUUAUCUUAUGAUAUUGAAUUAUUUCCUGUAAUAAAUGUGACGAAUAAUAAUAAUAAUAAUAAUAACAAUAAUAAUAAUAAUAAUAAACUUCAUCGAUAUUAUUCAUUUAAAAAUAAUUUUAAAAGUUUUCGUAUAAAUAAUUUACAAUCUAAUCAAGACUAUCAAUUACAUAUUAAAAUCAAUAGUCAAUCAGGUGAAAUAAUAAAAAUAAUUUUAUUUCGUACAACUAAUAAUAAUCAAAACAUGAAUUUAAAAACUAAAAAUUCAUAUACUAUUAUUAUUAUUAUGACUAUUUCACUUAUAUUUAUGAUUAUAAUAUCAAUAAGUAUUUUUAUUUUAAUGAAAUUUUGUCGAUUUAAAUUAAAAAAACCUAAUUUAUUUCUUGAACAAACAAGAAAAUUAAAACCAGUUAUGUAUUCAUCCUAUCCUCAUCGGUAUCAUAGUACAUGGUUAAAAAGUAAUAAUGAAUUUACAAUAGAAAAUUAUACAAAUAACCACAAUGAAAAUUCAAAUCGACCGUAUAGUUAUGCAUCCGAGGAUUCUCAAGGAAAUAUCAAUCCUUAUGCAGUUACUGGUUUUACAUUAAAUGGUACUGAUCAAAUUGAUCUUGGGUCAUUAUGGAGAGAAAAUAAUCAUACACAUUGCCUUAUAGAUGCAUCAGAUCAUCGUCCAUCUACAACUUCUUCAGAACGAUACUUUCGUCCAAUAAUUCUUGAAUCAUCAUCACUGAAUAAUCAAGAAUCUUUAAAACGUAAUCCACUUGUACAGAUCCCUCCAACAUAUUUAUUAUCAAAUCCUGCUCAACCUUCAUCAAGUGUUCUUUCAACGAUAUCAUCUUCUCAAGGUGAACUUUUUUCUGCAUUUACAUAUGUUCCACCAUCUAAACAUAUAACAUUUAAUACAAAAAAAUCUUCUAAUAAUAAUAAUCAUAUACUUGCUGAUCAAAGUUCAUCAUCUGCGGAUUCCGGUGUCCAUUCAUCUUUUACUCAAAGUCCCAUAACUAAACAUUCAUUUCGAAAAUGUCAUUUACAUGGAUUUACUUUUGAUCGUCCAUCAUCGGCACAUGCUAAUGAUGAUCCAGAAAAACAUUUAUAUGCCACAUAUGAUCAACAUUUUGCUUUUUUAAGAGGAACAACAUCCCAUCAUUCAAAUAAGGAAUCACAUAGACAUCAUCAACAAGAACAAUAUUCUUUAGUUUAA
Messenger RNA from Rotaria sp. Silwood1, 4983 nucleotides. Lineage: Eukaryota; Metazoa; Rotifera; Eurotatoria; Philodinida; Philodinidae. The record is from the annotation of a GenBank genome assembly.